UGCCGCUGAACCCCACACAGGUUGCAACACGAGGCAGAAUGAAUUAUCCAUUGUGCCAGAGCAGUCGAAAUUACGCCCGCCAGACAUGCCAUGGGCAUGGAAUGUAUAGUAUAAAGGUGGGCAAUGUUCCAGGUUGUAUUCGAUUGCCCAACUCUCGCAAAGGAUAUCAAGUAUUCUUUCGCAUCCGCACCGCUUCAGCUGUCACCUAGAAUCUACACAUGGAUAGCUUACAUGCGCAUCGACAAAGAUAUGAGCGCACCAGAUCGACACUACAAAACCCAUCGUCCUCGCGGCCAAGGCAGGCCCCUGACCAACAUUCAAUGAGACCAGUCCUACAGCCAUAUCUUGAGCGCCUGGACAGGUUAGAGCGUUGCAUGCAAGAGGAAAUCCAGGAGAUCCGCAGCUUCUUUAUGGAUCUCCUUGACAACUGCCAGUCAGAUGUCACAAUGGAGGAUCCGGGCAGAUGUGAUAGCACCGUCGACUCUCAAGCAGGACUCGAUGGCCUCAAUGCUAUUCCACUGUUUGUAUCUUCGCACGACCGCUGCUUCGUGCCACAGCCCGCAUUCCAUAGAACAUUGUUCGUGGGACCGCUGUCAGAGGGUACAGGUCCUCCCCAAGGCCUAUUUCCCAACGGCGCCCGCAGUUCUGCCGACUAUGGGCCUGUUGUUCAACCUUCUCUAACUCAGCCACGAUACAGCACGUACUCUGAGGCCUUGUCGGAAUUCCGCGACCCGCGUGCCACGGAAUUGUCAUCAAAGGGUGCGGAUCCUCGCCUUGUCCAAGACUUAUCGCUCCGUGGCACAUCCGAUUCCGUCUACGAGCCUGCUGCGCAACCCUUGCAGGGCAUUUAUUCUGAGGAGCAUGUCGCAUCAAGUUCUUCAGCCAGACCCGACAAGCAACUAUCUGUCCCCGUUGUGCAGGCUAGUCAAGCAAAGGACAAGGUAAAAUGCACCUGGGACGGGUGCUCGGCAUUCAUCAACAAGGACAACCUCACUCGUCAUGUCAAAGAGGUGCACGAGGGGAAGAUUAAGGCUGUUUGUUCAGGUUGCGGAAGAGAGUUCAAGCGCCCGUAUCAGAUGAAUGAGCAUAUCCUUCGGUCCAGAUGUGGAAGAUCCUAGAAUGUUUCCUUGCACAAUAGAGUCGCUAUCUCAUCAUGACUGUGUUAAUAU
Molecule: messenger RNA, 1169 nt
Organism: Suillus subalutaceus
Lineage: Eukaryota; Fungi; Basidiomycota; Agaricomycetes; Boletales; Suillaceae
Exons: 3
Coding region: 219-1118 (299 amino acids)
Source: RefSeq, a predicted model, not a curated record